AUGAAAUUUUCUCUGCCACUCACCGAAAAUAACUACCCCAUCGUCUGGGACGCGUUAAUCGAACGUUAUAAUAAUAAAAGGGAAUUAAUCAACGCGCACUUGGAUGCGAUUUUCCAAUUUCACGUAUUGACUGACGAAUCCCUUCCAGAUUUGCAGCGCUUUCUGAGCACAUUCAACGAAAACAUUGCAGCCAUAGAUGCUCUUAACAUCGAGAAUGUAUCGGCAUAUUUGUUAUUUUAUAUCGCGUCCCGAGUCCUCGAUUCGACUACCAUUCGAUUAUUUGAGUUCGAGCAUCAUGGUACCGAGUUACCCACAUUUGAAAUGUUGUCAGAUUUUGUAAAGAUUCGGUGUCAAGUGCUAAAGAAUUCUACUUUAAACUCAACAAAUCAUAGUAAAUCCCGUGAUACGUUUAAAAAACAGGUUAAACACAAAUCUUCAUUCACAGUUUCCACCAAUUAUGCAGGUCCGUGUAUACUAUGUAAAGACUCUCAUGCAAUUUACCAAUGUCCCAAGUUUGUACAAAAAAAUGUUAAACAGCGUUUUAAUUUUGCCAGGGAUAAACAUUUGUGUAUGAACUGUUUAAGUAAUUCACAUAAAACGUCAGAAUGUAGCUCAAUACAUAAAUGUAAAUAUUGUGCUUCCAAACAUCAUUCGUUGUUGCAUUUGGGCACCUCUAAGUCACACAGCUCAUCCUCUACGAUGUCACCGGCUCCGGCUACUUCUGAAAUAACAUCGCCGACUACUAGUUCACCAAAUGACACACCAUUUUCCGGCACAACAACCACCCUAACUAACGUUGUACUCGGCACUGCUGUUGUUCGAAUACAAAAUAAUCACGGUGAAUGGAUAACUGUUAGAGUGUUGAUUGAUCCCGGGUCACAGGUAUCAGUUAUUACAAAUGCUUGUGCAUCGCGUCUAGGAUUAAAACGUCGACAGUGUAAGACAGUCGUAACCGGUUUAUCUCAAACGCCGGUGUCUACUACCAAAGGCUCGACGGAUUGUAUAUUGAUUCCCCACAACUCCAUGAGCCCACAAAUACCAUGCGAGCCCGUGAUUUUGUCCCGAAUUACUGGGCUUAUGCCGAAUACGACUUUGCCGGCUAGAAUUCGGGCAACAUAUGCACGUUAUGGUCUUGCCGAUCCGCAGUUUGACAUUCCGCGUCAAAUCGACUUCUUAUUAGGCGCAGACAUUUAUCCAUACAUCUUGGGACAGUGUUCCCAAGUUGUACAUACCCCGGGUUUGCCAUCGGUUUAUGAAACAAUGUUAGGAUGGAUAGUAUUGGGACAAUCGCACAUCAAAUUGGAUUCAUCUCCGUCGUCAUUAGUGCUUUCACCACAACCAUCAAUCAACGAUUUAAUACGUCAAUUUUGGGAAGUAGAAGAACCUACAGUAGCGAACAAACUGUUUACUAGUGACAAGAAACCAAGACCAUUUCUUACGCACGUCUCGGGAUGA
Macrosiphum euphorbiae (potato aphid) is the source of this 1455-nucleotide messenger RNA. The record is from the annotation of a GenBank genome assembly. Lineage: Eukaryota; Metazoa; Arthropoda; Insecta; Hemiptera; Aphididae.